Molecule: messenger RNA, 1179 nt
Organism: Kwoniella botswanensis
Lineage: Eukaryota; Fungi; Basidiomycota; Tremellomycetes; Tremellales; Cryptococcaceae
Exons: 5
Coding region: 1-1179 (392 amino acids)
Biological process (GO): carbohydrate metabolic process
Molecular function (GO): hydrolase activity, hydrolyzing O-glycosyl compounds
Source: RefSeq, a predicted model, not a curated record
AUGCUAAUCGCCAGAAUUCUCUUCCUCCUCUUACCCCUUCUUGCCCAUGCUAAACCCGAGCAUUGUAAAAGCAAAUCAGCAUCUUCUACCGCUACAGCUCUUAUGAACCAAGCUCUGGUAGCUACCUAUGGUCGAGGACAUCGAUGGGGCGGAAGACCAACUUCUACAGCUUCUGCAGAAUCAGAAGCCAAAUCAAAAUCAGACUCAACGCCUCUUUCUAGUGCAGUCUCUUCCCCUGUCUCCUCUCAACCCUCUUCGACAGUAGCAGAAUCAGCGAACAGCACAGCUGGAACAGCCAGUCCUACCAUCGAUACAUCUUCUGCCGCAGCCAGUAGUGCACUUCCUCCUGUGUCCACCGGAGGAUCGACAGUCAGCAACAGCACCCAAAUUCCUUCAGGAGACUGUUCAUGCGGAUACAUCCUAUCAGCAUAUGACAACGCGUAUUUCCCCAAGGCAUUGGUCGUAUCGUUCGAUUCCGUAUCGAGCGUUGCCGAGCUGGCCAAUCUCGGUCUAAGGGUUCAGGACGGAUCACAAAUUGGAUCGAUCGCUCCUGACGGAGGGAAAUGUCAGGCAUCAGCUGAUAAUGUGGCUAUCGACGGUGGGAUCCUCAAGUUGACUGUCCCUGGUGGACAAUCUGCAGGAGGGAUCAUCAGCGGUGCUGAGAUUGAGACGAUGAAUCCUGUGUUGGGUGGAGUGUUCACUAUGAACGCUCAGCUCUCGUCUGUACAUGGCACUUGUCAAGCCAUUUUCACGUAUACUGAGAAUAAAGAUCUUUACAGCGAUGAGAUGGAUAUAGAGAUGGUGUAUAUAGAACCUGGUUUACAACUGACUAAUCACGAUCCAAGUGGUUCUGGUCUAAACGACUUCGAAAACAACCCAUUCCCUAAUGACCCUACUGCCGAUUUUAAUGAUUAUACCAUCGGAUGGUUCAAGGAUGGUCCAAAGUAUUACUACAACGGUGCGGUCUUGACUGGCCCAACUCAAUAUCCGUCUGUGAAUCCCAGUAAGAUCGUCAUUAACAAUUGGAGUUCUGGAAAACCAACUUUCACUCAAGGUCCUCCUGAUGAUGAUACUGUGCUACAAGUCAAAAGUAUCGCAUACUACUACCAAACCGAAUCCCUUGCCUCUUACCCUGCUUACCCUUCUGGCUGCUCAGAAGCUGACGCAUGUGUGGUAUAA